Molecule: messenger RNA, 714 nt
Organism: Folsomia candida
Lineage: Eukaryota; Metazoa; Arthropoda; Collembola; Entomobryomorpha; Isotomidae
Product: larval cuticle protein 1
Exons: 4
Coding region: 185-646 (153 amino acids)
Cellular component (GO): chitin-based extracellular matrix
Molecular function (GO): structural constituent of chitin-based larval cuticle
Source: RefSeq, a predicted model, not a curated record
GUUUUAUUUCCCAUUGAUUUUGAUUAGUUUCGCAUUCUCAGCAAGAGCAGGAGCAUCAUCAUCACCACGAUCUUUUAGAAUUCGAAUACAUAAAUCGGAACACUUGACCAGCUCCAGGCUCACUUUCAAUUCGUCUUCGUAACCAGGAAGUCAUUCCAAAGAUCUCAGAGAGAGGUGUUUGAGAAUGAUGAUGGGGCAAAAUGGGAUAUUUCUCGGUGUGGGGGUGGUUUUCCUUCUCGUCGCGAUGAUUGGGGGCAGUGAGGGGAACGUCCAGUUCUUGUGGUAUCCUGUGCAAGUUACGCCCACCGCGGCGACCACGUAUUUGAGAAGGACGCCAGGAAAAAGCGUGCAUUUUGAAGUGAGAAAUCCGAACGAUGGAUCAUAUCAUUUUGGAUAUGAUGCAGAUACCACUCGAGGAGAUAAGUCUUUCCGAGAAGAACGACGGGAUAGUUAUGGUCGAGUUACGGGAAGUUAUGGAUUUGUCGAUCCGGAAGGAACGCUUCAGAUUGUGGAGUAUAUUGCAGAUGAGAAUGGUUAUCGAACACGAAGUUCUAACCAGCAACCAGUCGGAUUACGACUGCACUCCCAACCAAUUCAAGUUAUUGGUCCUAUUCCGAAGCCAUUCUCUGAAUUUUUCAAGUUUUAAAUAUAAAUAUAAAUCUUAGAUUGAAGUGCUUUCUAAAAAUAAAAUAAAGUGUGUAAAUGAUAUCAAAA